AUGGGUGAUUGUGACGAAGACCUUGGAGACAACGACAUAAGGGGUCUGAAAAGGCGUCGAAGCGAUCAAGAAAUACCCUCAGUGCUUGGUCGUCGCAAGACAGCUUGUCAAACGUGCCGGAACAGAAAAGUCAAAUGCGACCUGAAGCGCCCGGUCUGCUCGCUAUGCGAAGCGGCGGGCAAUCACUGCAUCUACCUAACAGAACCGCCUAAGCAAACCCUCGAGAGCGUUGCCGAAACCCUGACUGGCCGUCUCGACCUCGUUACUCGCCAGCUCGAAGACCUCAAAGCCGUGGUGCAAGCCAAUGGCAAACCUGAAAGCACACGGGAGCAGUCGGCGAGCUUUUUUGCCAUUGAGGAAACCGCCGGGCACCCGAGACCAAGUCCAUUCUCGCCUGGUGUAUCUUCCCUCAUCACCAGUCCUCCCGUUUUAGCUCCACCGAUUACCGAGCCCUCGAGGGACUUCUCACAUAUUCCCCCGCAUCGAACCACAGCCGACACUGUUCUUAUGUGGCCUAUCUUUGCACAGCGCUUUGACAGUAACUACCUUAUUCAGCCACUCUUGACCGAUCCGGAAGUUGCAGACCCUCAUCCACUCUCUUCCACAUCUCCGGAGCGAGAUAACUAUGCGCUACACAACUCGGUCGCCCCGCUCGACGACGAGCGCAUACCAAUUCUAGUUGACAGUUUCUUGCAGAACGUUCACACCAAGAACCCUGUACUUGAUGUUGAUACACUGAUUCUCAAGAGUAGGCAAGCGUCGAUCCAUGGCCUGGGCUGGGACGCUUGGUCGUGCUGCAUUCUUCUGGCAUGUGCUCUUGGAUCGGUCGCGAAGCCUUUCCCAGCCGAUGCUACAACCCCGAAAGUUGCCAAUCUCAAAGAGCUUCAGAUGGGGGAGCACUGUUUUGUGCUUGCAUGUCGUAGGAUUGGGUUACUCAAACAGACUGUCUUGUCUGCACAGUGCCACUUCUUUGCAGGAGUGUAUCUAAUGUAUACGCUCAGACCGAUGUUGUCUUGGCAACACUUUCACCAAGCAUCAAUAACAUAUCAGCUCUAUCUAAAAACCAAUGGUCGUCUGCUAGACAACUUCACCGUCCUUGAGCCAGGCCAUGCACGCCUCCAGCCAGCUAGCGAAUCAUUUCGAAAGCAAUCGCGUCUAGAACAGCGACUUUACUGGUCAUGCUUCAAGUCCGAGGCCGAAUUCAGAGUUGAGCUACCACUACCACAAUCCGAAAUUGCCGACUAUGACUUUCCAAAGCUUUUCCCAAGCCCACCCUCGCCACCAUCACCCACUACAUACGCUGCAGGCAAUAGUGAUGCGCAGUCAGGCCUGUCAGAGCAUUUCUCACCUACUAUCGAGAACCGAACAGAAGAGGAUCUGCCCGUUCGCCAAACCGAAAGCUGGUACUAUUAUCUCACCGAAGUGGCGCUCCGCAGGAUUGGCAAUCGCAUCAUCAACACGUUCUUUACUGGCAACCGUGAGAGCUGGCUCCACAUCGAGCCUUACCUGGAUAUUGCGGUCGAGUUCGAGGCCCAGGUGUCUUCCUGGUAUGCCAAUCUCCCUCCAACCAUGCAACGAUAUGAGACCAAUUCGACCAUCAGAGCCCCACGCCGAGAAUCUGUUGCAGGCCUGACGAUCGAUGCAGUCUCCCAAGAGCUCAGCUGGGCAACGGAAAAUAGACUUCUCGAGAUGCGGUCGUGGCUGUAUCAACCUUUCCUCUACUACCUGAUCCAUGCCAAGCCACAAAGACUGCAGCCACAGCAACCCCUUGCUAGCCCCACAGGCUACGCCAGUAGUAACAAGUCUGCGUCGCUUGCGCCAGAGACAGCCAGCGUGCUCUGGAAUCUCAUCCUGCGCGGGAUUGAAUGCAACCUCACUAUCCUGGAAACGCGAUCGGUCCCCCAUCGACAUCAUGGUCUGUGGUACGACUUACGCGCUAUCAUGUGCGCCUCAUUGAUCCUCCUCGCUAUCGUCAGAAGCGGGAACAUUGAUCUGAUCCCAGGAGGCAACGAGACCCUGGUCGGUCCUUCUACCGAGCGCUCAACCGCUCAGGCACCCCAACGACGUACUCUUUCAACGAAUUCAUCGAACGGACGGCCAGUAGCUUUGGUUGGAGGACGCUUGGGAAGGGUCUUAGAUCAGCUCCGCUUCUGGUCUGUUGAAUCUCCGGAUAUGGCGCGUCACGCCGACACCUUGGAGCAGCUGAUCUUCGAGAUCAUGGUCUAG
Messenger RNA from Cyphellophora europaea CBS 101466, 2226 nucleotides. RefSeq lists its product as uncharacterized. The record is from RefSeq and is a predicted model, not a curated record. The coding region runs from base 1 to 2226 and encodes 741 amino acids. Gene Ontology annotation, biological process: regulation of DNA-templated transcription. Gene Ontology annotation, molecular function: DNA-binding transcription factor activity, RNA polymerase II-specific; zinc ion binding. The transcript has 3 exons. NCBI's taxonomy places the organism in Eukaryota, Fungi, Ascomycota, Eurotiomycetes, Chaetothyriales, Cyphellophoraceae.